GCGAAUUUUCAAACUGCAGUUUCGUACCCCCAUACAUUUUUUCUAUUAAUUUUGAGUAACUGGUAACGAAUCUACAUUUUUAUCGGAUCUAAAGCUUGAGUUUUAUUAUUACUUGUCUACCAAGCGAGCAAUUGUUACAUAAAAUUUAGUAUAUUACAAAUACUGAGAAAUGUAGAAUGCGCAUUAUCUUUGAUAAGUGCUGUUGACUCCAAGUGAGGUUAGCUUGAUGAUUUUAGUAAUUAUAAACGCUUUUGUACUGACUGUGAUAAAUAUUGAAAUAAAACGUAACUUGAUAAGUUAGUUUACUCUUGACUUUCGGCUGUACACAAAGCAAUAUAUAAAGCAGAGUGUAAGUAUGAAAAUGUUUAAUCAGGAAUAUUGCAUUAUCACCAUGGUAGAAAGUGCUGGAUGUGGCGAACUGCAGCAACUGGUUCAAGAAGAGGAGUGUGAGGAGCAGCUCAGCCAUGGUGGAGAAGCCACACCUCCGUCGACGCCAGCGAGAUCUCAACGGCCUAGUAAAACUGAGCCACAUAAUUCCAAUGUAUCGCAACAGGUAUUGUGGGAAAGUAAUACACAAGUGUCGCCGAUUGUCAGUAAAGGCAGUUCUGGUCAAGGAACGAGUCAAGGCUCAAUGGCCUCUGGUCGAAUCGCCAAUACUUCAAGUUACACUGGUAAUCCAUCCCGAUUGACUUACCUCAACGAAAAGGAUAAGCAGAGACCUACUCGACCAGAUCCACCAAGAAUAACGAGACAGCACAAGGCCAUGGUGCCAUGCAAACACCAUUGCUUUUUGUCAGAGGUACCUGAUGUCCGUCAUAUGGAGCAAGCCUUACUACAACUAUUGGAGGACUUUCACAGCGGCAAUUUACGAGCGUUUGGAAAGGACUGCAGCAUGGAGCAAAUGACGGAAAUAAGGGAACAGCAAGAACGUUUAGCCAGACUGCACUUCGAGCUGGGUCAACGACAAGAAGUGGGUGGAGAACAGUCAGGCCUUCGACAAUCGAGCGCAAAUAUGCGACAUUUGCUCCAUCGUCUCCAACAACUGAGCGUUUGUAUAGAAAAACUACAUAGUAAAUAAUUAUUGUCUGGCUGGUUUAUAUGUUAUAAUAUUCGAAAUUCUUGUAAUAUAUGAUAUUCGAAAUCUAUAAGUGUAUACACUGCUAGAUAUAAUUUUUAUAAAGAAUACAUUGCUAAAUACAUAUAUGUGUACAUGUAUAAGGUUUUACACUGAUUAUUAAAAUUAAAAAUUGUAAUCAUAUAGAUAUUUACAGAUGUAUCAUAAUGUAAAUUAGUAAUUGUAAAUGGUUAGAUAUUUUAACGAUAAAAUAUAUUAUAAAUACAUUUAAAUAUAGGUGUUCCGGUUAAUUUUGAGGGAUUUUGUGCAAAAAAAACAUUGUAGAGAGACGUUAAAUUAUAUUUUACUCAAAAUA
Messenger RNA from Ooceraea biroi (clonal raider ant), 1430 nucleotides. RefSeq lists its product as uncharacterized. NCBI's taxonomy places the organism in Eukaryota, Metazoa, Arthropoda, Insecta, Hymenoptera, Formicidae. The record is from RefSeq and is a predicted model, not a curated record.